AUGGCUUCUCAAGCUCUAUUUUCGAAUUUGAGAGACUCUCUUCAGUAUUCUUCUGUCGUAAGCCAGGAAUUCUUGCCAGUCAGCAAACUGAAUGAUCUCGUCACCAAGGAGGCCGUUCAGAAUGAGCUCCCGAGAGGCCUUAUAAGUAGGUUGUUUUCGGAUAGCCUUCCAAGCAAAAUCUCGAUGACCGCAAGACGAAUUUUUGCAAUCCUUGUGAUGAUCGGAGAGCCCCACGCAAUUCGAAAGCUGGUCGACGAUGGCCUUACCGACGACGAUCUACCGCUUGCUAGGCCAGCUCAUGACAGACACAGUGGUACUUUGGAAUCUAAGCGAAAACUGGAAGUCAGGGCGCUCAAAGACUGGAAAAAUGAAGCCAAGGUUGAUAUGUUUCUGGAAAAGCAGUGGCUCUUCCUUGCUCCAACACUGGAUGUCACAGGGACAUCCACAGUCUUUCAAGUGGAUCCGAAAUGCCCACUGCCAUUCUUGAGGGCAACCGAACUUCGAGGUGAACACAGCAACGUUGUCUUCAAGAGCGAGCUGCAUGCGGCUCACCAAACCGGCUCUGGGGCGCAAAACACGGACAAGGUGAUUGCAGUCAAGAUAUUUCAUAACUCUGAUGGCUUUACCUUGUUCGAUCAGGAAAAGGAGAACCUGCUCAAGACGCAAAGUAUCAAAGACAGACAUCUCAUUCGAUACUUGUUCUUCUGCAAGCGAGACAAGUCUUACUUCAUAGCUUUCCCAUGGGCAGAAGGGGGAAACCUCCAGGAGUUCUGGAUGUUACAUACGUCAAAUAAGGAGUACAUGCUGUGGUCUCUGCAACAGAUGCUUGGAAUCAGUGGUGCCCUUCGGAAGCUGCAUGACAUCAAUUUCCGUCAUGGCGAUCUCAAGCCCGGAAAUAUCCUCCAUUUCCCUAACGGCGGGCUGGGUAAUCUUGUCGUCGCAGAUGUUGGAAUUUCCAAGGUACACAAAGCCGCGACAUACAUGAGAUCUAUGAGUACCCUCACCAGAGCUACUACACCGUCAUACGAGCCACCAGAAGCCAUCAUCAAGACCAACAAGCCCAGACCUCGGAGAUACGACAUUUGGUCAAUGGCAUGCAUAUAUCUCGAAUUCGUCAUCUGGAUGGUCUACGGGGUCAAUGCCGUCAACAGCUUUGCCGAAUCCAGGGAGGAAGGGACGUCAGCUCAGAGAACUUCAAACUUUUACUCGCUUCAGGGAGACAUUGCGGUGAUCCAUCCUGCGGUAAUCGAAGCAUUUGCAGUUCUUCGAAGUGAUCCCCGUUGUGCAGGUGACACAGCGCUAGGAGCCCUGGUCAAUCUAAUCACCAAGCACUUGCUCUUGAUCCAAGUGGAAGAUCGCGUCACCGCAGACACUAUGUACAAAAAGCUUGAAGAAAUCGUCCACCGCGCAACCACGGACCCCUCUUUCAUAAUGAACCAAGCAAUACCUCCCCAAGAAACUCCAGCUAUAUUUGGGCGGCCAGUUGAGAUUCCUCCGGGACUGAGAACUGCCACCAGCUGGUAGCAGCAAGAGACUUGAUGUGGAGGAUAUGUUUUACUGCUUGAGUAUGUUUGACGUAUGACUAGGAUCUUGGACAGAUGACAGUUACAAAGGCACUGUUUUUUCUGCUAUUUCCUUUUUGCUUAUUUCUUGAUUUCUUUUUAUCAACUCGUCGGCGC
Messenger RNA from Colletotrichum scovillei, 1679 nucleotides. RefSeq names its product serine/threonine protein kinase. Bases 1 to 1524 code for a protein of 507 amino acids. Gene Ontology annotation, biological process: peptidyl-serine phosphorylation; peptidyl-threonine phosphorylation. The record is from RefSeq and is a predicted model, not a curated record. Gene Ontology annotation, molecular function: protein serine/threonine kinase activity; ATP binding. The transcript has 2 exons. Lineage: Eukaryota; Fungi; Ascomycota; Sordariomycetes; Glomerellales; Glomerellaceae.